Molecule: messenger RNA, 2606 nt
Organism: Pseudonaja textilis
Lineage: Eukaryota; Metazoa; Chordata; Lepidosauria; Squamata; Elapidae
Source: RefSeq, a predicted model, not a curated record
AUGUCCUUUGGGAGAGAUAUGGAGCUGGAACACUUUGAUGAGCGUGACAAAGCACAGCGGUACAGCCGAGGGUCACGGGUGAAUGGGCUCCCUAGCCCGACCCAUAGUGCCCAUUGCAGUUUCUAUCGAACCCGCACCCUACAAACCCUCAGCUCUGAGAAGAAAGCCAAAAAAGUCCGUUUCUAUCGCAAUGGGGACCGAUAUUUCAAAGGGAUUGUAUAUGCCAUAUCUCCUGAUCGCUUUAGAUCUUAUGAAGCUUUGCUGGCUGACCUGACCCGAACUUUGUCUGAUAAUGUCAAUCUGCCCCAAGGUGUGAGAACCAUCUACACUAUUGAUGGAGCAAAGAAGAUCACCACUUUAGACCAACUUGUGGAAGGAGAGAGCUAUGUGUGUGGUUCAAUAGAGCCUUUUAAGAAGCUGGAGUACACAAAGAAUGUAAAUCCUAAUUGGUCUGUAAAUGUUAAGACCACCUCAACUUCCCGUUCAGUGCCCUCUCUAGCCACGGCCAAAGGAAGCCCUGCAGAUUCAAAGGAGAACAAGGAUUUCAUUAGACCUAAACUGGUCACCAUCAUCAGGAGUGGUGUGAAGCCACGCAAAGCAGUUCGGAUUCUGCUUAACAAAAAAACAGCACAUUCAUUUGAGCAGGUUCUCACUGAUAUUACUGAUGCCAUCAAACUUGAUUCAGGAGUAGUUAAGCGUCUUUACACACUGGAUGGGAAACAGGUGGUGUGCCUUCAGGAUUUUUUUGGUGAUGAUGACAUAUUUAUUGCAUGUGGCCCUGAAAAAUUUCGUUACCAAGAUGACUUCUUGCUAGAUGAAAGUGAAUGUCGUGUAGUGAAAUCUACUUCGUAUACCAAAAUAGCUUCAACACCACGUCGGAGCACCACCAAGAGCCCAGGUCCAUCGCGACGCAGCAAAUCUCCAGCAUCCACCAGCUCAGGAGUAAUGAGAAGAUUAAUAGAAUUUCAUGCUAUAUUGAUUAAUGGAACGCCUGGAAGUCAGCUUUCUACUCCCCGUUCUGGGAAGUCUCCAAGCCCUUCUCCUACUAGCCCAGGAAGUUUGCGGAAACAGAGGAGCUCUCAGCACAGUGGUUCCUCUACCUCACUAGCCUCUACCAAAGUCUGUAGUUCGAUGGACGAAACCGAUGGGCCUGGUGAAGAAGUGUUGGAUGAAGGCUUCCAGGUUCCAGCUUCAAUAGCAGAGAGGUAUAAAGUUGGUCGGACUAUAGGAGAUGGAAAUUUUGCCGUUGUAAAAGAGUGUAUAGAAAGGUCAACUGGUAGAGAAUAUGCCCUGAAAAUCAUUAAAAAAAGUAAAUGCAGAGGAAAGGAACACAUGAUUCAGAAUGAAGUUUCUAUUUUAAGACGGGUCAAACAUCCCAACAUUGUUCUCCUGAUUGAGGAAAUGGAUAUGCCCACUGAGUUGUAUCUUGUCAUGGAGCUUGUAAAAGGAGGAGAUCUUUUUGAUGCUAUUACCUCCACAAAUAAGUAUACAGAGAGGGAUGCCAGUGGGAUGCUGUACAAUCUGGCCAGUGCCAUCAAAUACCUUCAUACCUUGAACAUUGUUCACAGGGAUAUCAAACCAGAAAAUCUGCUGGUCUAUGAGCACCAAGAUGGAAGCAAGUCACUGAAACUAGGAGAUUUUGGUCUGGCCACAAUAGUAGAUGGACCUCUUUACACGGUCUGUGGAACCCCCACCUAUGUGGCUCCAGAAAUCAUUGCAGAAACUGGAUAUGGCCUGAAGGUGGACAUCUGGGCAGCUGGUGUGAUUACUUACAUCCUGCUGUGUGGUUUUCCUCCAUUCCGUGGAAGUGGAGAAGACCAGGAAGUUCUUUUUGAUCAGAUUUUGAUGGGACAAGUAGAGUUUCCAUCUCCAUAUUGGGAUAAUGUAUCUGACUCUGCAAAGGAACUAAUUACUAUGAUGCUUCAGGUAGAUAUAGAACAGCGUUUUUCAGCUUUGCAAGUGCUUGAGCAUCCAUGGGUUAAUGAUGAUGGCCUUCCAGAAAAUGAGCAUCAAUUGUCAGUAGCUGGAAAGAUAAAAAAACAUUUCAACACAGGCCCUAAGCCCAACAGCACAGCAGCUGGAGUUUCCGUUAUAGCAACCACCGCUCUUGAUAAGGAGAGGCAGGUUUUCCGACGAAGACGCAACCCGGAUGUGAGGGGACGUUUUAAGCCACAGCCACCACCUCCUGAACUCAACUCUGAAUCAGAAGACUAUUCACCAAGUUCAUCUGAGACUGUUCGCUCACCCAAUUCACCCUUUUAAUACAUUACUUCUGUUGAAAGUCCUGGCUUAACCCUUUGAGAUUUUGACAACAAUUCUUGAAACCAUGUGCAAUUUUUCCAUUUGAUUUUUGUCUGUAUCAGUUCCUUGACAAAGAUGCCAGAAAGGAAUUUAAUGGUAUCUUUAUAACAAUAGUUUCCUAUAUGAUUGAGAUGGUCUUUGUUUUCUGUCUAGACUAGCCUUCUGCAGCCUGACAUCCACAGGUGUGGUGGGAGUGUCCUUCCAGAAUUUCCAAGCAUUCCCAUUUCACAUUUGAAGAGAACCAGAUUGGGGAAGCCUAGUCUAGAUUGUGAUUUGCUGCUAAUAUGAUCCUCAAAGGGUUAAGG